AUGGUCACUGAGAGAGAACGUAACACAUUUCUUGCACGGCUCUGUGAGCAGGCCGAGCGCUACGACGAGAUGGUCACCUACAUGAAAGAGGUGGCCAAAGAGGCCAAGGAAAUCACCGUAGACGAGCGCAACCUUCUUUCGGUUGCUUAUAAGAACGUGAUUGGCACUCGUCGUGCCAGCUGGCGUCUUAUUGUGUCGAUUGAGCAGAAGGAAGAGCAAAAAGGUAACUCAAAGCACCUGGAGCAGGUCACCGCUUAUAAGCGAAAGAUCGAGAAGGAGCUUGAGGAUAUCUGCAACGAGGUGCUAUCUUUCGUUGAGGAGUACCUGCUCCCUUAUGCCAGCGAUGGCGAGUCCAAGGUCUUUUACUACAAACUCAUGGGCGAUUAUCACCGCUACCUUGCUGAAUUCGCCCAUACUGACAAAAAGCAAGGAGCGGCGGAGGCUGCUCACAAGGCCUACCAGAAGGCUAGCGAGAUUGCCCAAGAAGUCCUCUCCCCUACUCACCCUAUCCGUCUUGGUUUGGCCCUGAACUACAGUGUCUUCUACUAUGAGAUUCUCAACUCUGCCAGCAAGGCUUGCGAGUUGGCCAAGCAGGCAUUCGACGAUGCCAUCUCUGAGCUCGACUCUUUACCUGAGGAGCUGUACCGUGACUCGACUCUGAUCAUGCAGCUUCUCCGCGAUAACUUGUCCUACUGGGCAUCCACCGAGCAGCAGGAUACCACCGAGGCCACUGAGGCUGCUGCUGGAGCGGCUGCUUCGGAGCAUGUGGCUCCUGAUGCAAGUAAGGCGUAG
Wickerhamiella sorbophila is the source of this 792-nucleotide messenger RNA. Its product is annotated as 14-3-3 protein epsilon. The record is from RefSeq and is a predicted model, not a curated record. Gene Ontology annotation, cellular component: cytoplasm. The transcript has 2 exons. The coding region runs from base 1 to 792 and encodes 263 amino acids. Gene Ontology annotation, biological process: signal transduction. NCBI's taxonomy places the organism in Eukaryota, Fungi, Ascomycota, Dipodascomycetes, Dipodascales, Trichomonascaceae.